This is a messenger RNA of Castor canadensis (American beaver), 657 nucleotides long. RefSeq names its product rhophilin associated tail protein 1 like (gene Ropn1l). The record is from RefSeq and is a predicted model, not a curated record. NCBI's taxonomy places the organism in Eukaryota, Metazoa, Chordata, Mammalia, Rodentia, Castoridae.
AUGCCGCUUCCCGACACCAUGUUCUGCGCGCAGCAGAUCCACAUUCCCCCGGAGCUCCCGGAUAUCCUGAAGCAGUUCACCAAGGCGGCCAUCCGCACCCAGCCCGCCGACGUGCUGCAGUGGUCCGCGGGGUAUUUUUCAGCUCUGUCCAGAGGAGAUCCACUUCCUGUAAAGGACAGAAUCGAAAUGCCUGUGGCCACCCAGAAAACAGACACAGGCCUGACCCAGGGGCUCUUGAAAGUCCUGCACAAGCAGUGUAGCCACAAGCGAUUCAUGGAUUUGGCAGACCUUGAGCAGAAGUGGAAGAAUUUGUGCCUGCCAGUGGAAAAGUUCCGAGCUAUCCUGCAGCUGGAUCCUUGUGAGGAGAAAAUCGAGUGGAUCAAAUUUUUAGCACUUGGCUGCAGUACCCUGGGUGGGUCACUGAACACUGCCAUGAAGCACCUCUGUGAGAUCCUCACAGCCGACCCUGAGGGGGGCCCUGCUCGGAUUCCCUUCGAGACUUUUUCCUACGUCUACCUGUACUUGACCGGGCUGGACUCAAGCAUUUCUUGCUCAGAUACGGAAUCCUAUCUUGCUUCUUUAAAGGAGAAUGUAGAAUCUAGAAAGAAUGGCAUGAUAGGAGUUUCGGAUUUCUUCACUCCAAAGAGGAAAAUUUAG